Carassius gibelio (silver crucian carp) is the source of this 1089-nucleotide messenger RNA. RefSeq lists its product as uncharacterized. Lineage: Eukaryota; Metazoa; Chordata; Actinopteri; Cypriniformes; Cyprinidae. The record is from RefSeq and is a predicted model, not a curated record. The transcript is spliced from 6 exons. The annotation marks the transcript as partial. Gene Ontology annotation, molecular function: MHC class II protein binding; protein tyrosine kinase binding. Gene Ontology annotation, biological process: positive regulation of ERK1 and ERK2 cascade; interleukin-15-mediated signaling pathway; T cell activation. Gene Ontology annotation, cellular component: external side of plasma membrane; membrane raft.
GUAGGUAUCAGUGGAUCAGAAGAGACUCAUGUGUUCAGUUCUGGUGAAGAUGUCCGUCUGCCCUGUAAUAAUGCUCUUCCUGGCUGCACAUCAACUACAUGGCUCUAUGGCAGACAGUCAGGAGCAGUUGAACUGAUUGCUUUAGGAAUAAAGAAGACUGACACAGAGAGACAUGAGAGACUGAGUCUGGGCUCUGACUGCUCUCUGAACAUCAAGAAAGUCACAAAAGAAGAUCGUGGACAUUACUCCUGCAGACGAUACGUGAAUGGACAACAACAUGGAGAUGAUGCACAAGUUUAUCUGCAUGUUCUUCAUGUGUCUUCAUCAUCCUCACAGUCUGAGAUCAGAUCAGGCCGCUCUCUGACUCUCUUCUGUCAGUUAUAUUAUUAUUAUUAUGAUCGAGUCUCUUGUGAUACUUUAGUCCGUUCUGAGGGUCUUCAUCUGAUCUGGGUGAAUCAGGCUGGUGUGAAUCUGCAGACAGACUCCAGAUUUCAGAUCUCAUUCUCCUCUGAACAGUGUCUCAUCUCUCUGACUACAACACUCCUGAAUGAAGAUCACAACAGAGAGUGGAGAUGUCAGCUUAAACACAGAGAUCAACUGAAGACCUCAGCCACAUAUACUGUCAAGUAUCCAAUCUCUCCGUCAGUGAUCGUGAUUGUUGUUGCUGCUGUGUUGGCUGUUCUGGUUACUGCUGUUAUUCUUUGGGUGUCUCGCAAAAAAAGAGCUGAUAACAGAAAAGGGACUAAUGACUCUGUGGAGCAGAAAGAUGUUGCGACUUAUACUGAGAUUGACACAAACUGGAAAAUAGGAGCCAAAAAGAACAAGGUUCAUGACUAUGAAGUGAUUUAUUCUUUUAUCACACAAGCAACAGUUGAACCUCAGGAUGACUGCAUUUGUGAACAAGAACCAUCAGAAAUAAGUUUAACAGUCAUUAAUUAUACAAAGACCUCCUAAUAUCAGUCACAGAGGAAUGUGAACCGUAUAUUAGUUUCUAUACAGUAUAUGGUUGAACCUUUAGGAUACAGUGGAGUUUGUGUAAAACUAUUUCUGUUAGUGGACUUUAGUGAGCGGACUGUGUCUGUGAGGGAC